AGGGGGCGGGGCUCCAGCUGCGUCCACAGCAGAGUCUGGAAGGAGAAAGAGGAAAAGACGAAAAAGGAAAUAAAACACAGGAAAAAAGAUGAUUCUUAAAUGAAAUUCACGACAUUUAACAAACUAAAUCUUCUUCUUUGGUCAUGAAACGAGUCACGUUGUUCGUCAACGGAACCUCCGUUUACGGAAAGGUGGCGGCCGUGCACGGCUCCCUGGACGACUUACUCUCUGUCGCCAGCUCCAAACUGGGAAUCAGAGCCUCGAGUGUUUAUAACGGGAAUGGCGGCCUGAUCGAUGACGUCACAUUGAUCAGAGAUGAUGAUGUGCUGUACAUAUCAGAGGAAGAGUCAUGUGAUGAUCUCCAGGACGACCUCAGAGAUCCUGAAAAAGCUCAGACUCACACUGAUUGGUUGACCCUCAAUGUGGAUUGGUUGACCCUCAAUGUGGGCGGACGCUGCUUCACCACCACCAGGAGCACUCUCGUCAGUAAAGAGCCUGAGAGCAUGUUAGCGCACAUGUUCAGAGAGAAAGACGUGUGGGGGAACAAGCGCGACCCACAGGGGGCGUACCUCAUCGACCGCAGUCCUGAUUACUUUGAGCCCAUUCUGAAUUAUCUGAGACACGGACAGCUCAUCAUCAACGAAGGGAUUAACCCACUGGGCGUCCUGGAGGAGGCGCGCUUCUUUGGCAUCGAGCAGCUGGCCGAGCAGCUGGAGACACUCGUGAAGUCGUCUCAGCCUCCUGACGAUCAUUCACCUUUGACCCGCAAAGAGUUUGUCAGGUUCCUGUUGGCCACGACGACCAAGUCAGAGCUGCGCUGUCAGGGUCUGAACUUCACAGGAGCAGAUCUGUCUCGUCUGGAUCUUCGCUACAUCAACUUCAAGAUGGCCAAUCUGCGAGGAGCCAAUCUGACGCACGCCAACCUGAGCGGAGCAAACCUGGAGAGAGCAGAUCUGUCCAUGGCCAGUCUGGAUGGAGCAAACCUGCAGGGUGUGAAGAUGCUGUGCACCAACGCUGAAGGGGCUUCACUGAGAAGCUGCAACUUUGAGGAUCCUGCUGGAGUCAAAGCUAAUCUGGAGGGAGCAAACCUGAAGGGUGUGGACAUGGAGGGAAGUCAGAUGACGGGGAUUAACCUGAGAGUCGCGACACUGAAAAACGCCAAACUGAAGAACUGUAACCUGAGAGGAGCUACGCUGGCCGGGACCGACCUGGAGAACUGUGAUUUAUCAGGCUGUGAUCUUCAGGAAGCAAACCUGCGAGGUUCUAACGUGAAAGGAGCCAUAUUUGAGGAGAUGCUGACUCCUCUGCACAUGUCACAGAGCGUUCGCUGAACGCCUCAGUAACCUCCAUGUUGUUGUGUAAAGGUCAUGUGACUGUCGAUGCCAAACCUUUGUAUUUUGCUCUAAAACCAAAAACAACACGUCAGUUUUAACAAACGUGUGAAUGUAGCUUUUUUUUCCUCUUUCUUUUAAAUAAAAAGAAAAAACACAUU
Messenger RNA from Solea senegalensis (Senegalese sole), 1492 nucleotides. RefSeq names its product BTB/POZ domain-containing protein KCTD9-like. Gene Ontology annotation, molecular function: protein binding. NCBI's taxonomy places the organism in Eukaryota, Metazoa, Chordata, Actinopteri, Pleuronectiformes, Soleidae. The record is from RefSeq and is a predicted model, not a curated record. Gene Ontology annotation, biological process: protein homooligomerization. The coding region runs from base 144 to 1331 and encodes 395 amino acids. The transcript has 12 exons.